Molecule: messenger RNA, 1023 nt
Organism: Penicillium daleae
Lineage: Eukaryota; Fungi; Ascomycota; Eurotiomycetes; Eurotiales; Aspergillaceae
Product: cysteine and histidine-rich domain-containing protein
Exons: 4
Coding region: 1-1023 (340 amino acids)
Source: RefSeq, a predicted model, not a curated record
AUGAGAGGCAAAGCAAGCUUCAAGGUCACGACCCUGAUCUUUGUCUCAGACCCCGACACCGUCUUCUCCGCCAAUCUUCGCCGUUACCCACCAUGGCUGGCAAAUGCGUUCACAAGGGAUGUGGGGAAGACUUUCGCCAAUCCGGAGGAAGCCUGCGUGUAUCAUCCAGGUCCACCAGUGUUCCACGAGGGGCAGAAGGGCUGGAAAUGCUGCAAACCCCGCGUCCUGACCUUUGAGGAAUUCCUCGCCAUUCCGCCCUGCACCACGGGCAAACACUCCACCGUCGAUGAUACACCUGCUGCAGAGCCUGUAAAGGCUACUGAGGAACCCGCUGCGCCUCCGACCGAGACUGCGCCUGCGCCCGAACCCGUUGAGACGAAGCUACCCGAGCGCCCUACCAAUACCCCCGCAAAGCCCGUCGUCGAGGAGCCCGACUCGGAUGACCCCGAUGCAGUGAUUCCUGAGAAUGCGACAUGUCUCCGGAAGGGUUGCGGUGUUACAUAUAAUCCCAGCGCCUCUCGCGAUGAGAAAUGCGUGCACCACCCCGGAGCGCCUGUUUUCCACGAGGGCAGCAAAGGAUGGUCCUGCUGUAAGCGGCGGGUCCUGGAAUUCGACCAAUUCUUGAAGAUCCCGGGAUGCACGGAAAAAGUCAGGCAUAUGUUCGUUGGCAAGGCCAAGCCGGCCGGCGAGGAGAAGGUCGAAACUGUUCGCAAUGAUUUCUACCAAACUGCCUCCUCCGUGAACGUCGCUCUGUACCUGAAGAAGAUCGAUAAGGAGCGCGCGCGCGUCGACCUCACCGAAAAUACCAUCACCUUUGACCUCCCAACUUCCGACAACAAGCGCUUCCAAGAUACAUACAAUCUUUUCGCUCCCAUUGACCCCGAGAAGUCCUCGUUCCGUGUGCUGGGUACUAAGCUGGAGCUGACACUGGUCAAGGCCGACGGCACCAGCUGGCCGGUUCUACGCAACGACGAUAAGUGGAGUGGACAGCGCAUUCAGAUUGGUAAUGCGGGUCGAGCGUGA